AUGCAUUCAACAGCGGACGGCGAAGAAGAGGCUCUGGGUGUCGCUCUGCCGCUCAGUGCGAGGAUUUCAAUGACUAUCGAACCCGAUGCUGGCCCAUCGUCCGAACCUGCCACACCCGCAGAAGGAACAGAGGCGGGGGAAAAUCGAGCGCCCGUGGCUACCGCCAUGCAUGAUAAUAGUCAAGAGGAGAUGGUACUGGGAGACGAAGAGAGCGAUAAGACUGUACAGUAUAAGCAUGCUGCGGAAGCACGCGCGAACGAUAGGAUCACCGCGAAAGUUCCUGCCAGGCAAUCAUCCCUCCCGCAGGAGAUUGCUAUGACAGAGAUGCCUAAGAAUACAAUGCCAGGGCCCCCGGAACAGGGCCAAGCCCUCCACGAACCUUCCACAUUGGGAGCCACAUCAAAACGCACCAUCGUUACUCCGGCAUCUUCUCCAUUGCAACCGACCCCUCCAGUGGGGGAAGAUGGGACGCAGAGAGAUGACUCCAUCGAUAUCCAUUUACAAUACCCGCGUUGUUCUCAGGAAACGCACGCGGCCGACGUCACCCCGAAUUCACCGUUAUCGAACGCCGUCGCAGCUCCGCAAAGCCAUGCGAAGGAGACUGACACAACUCCUGGUCGCCCGCGCAUCUUACCAUCUACCUCUCCCCUCAUGUCUACCCUUAAUGACACACGCUCGGAACGGCCGUUAUCUCCAGUAUCAGCACUCAAACGGGGAUACGCCGGACCACAACGGGACGUGGUUGCUUUCCUCGUGGAGCAGAUCCAGAAGAAUGCGGCUCGUCGGUUGAGGAAGGAGCAGGGUCCAGAUGCUGAAGUUCCCGUUGAACCCUUGCCGUCCGACAGAGUUGCGCAAAUCGUACGAAGUGGUGUCGAUGCUUUCGCGCGGCAGAUUUUGGAGGCGCAGAAGCAACUCGCGGCAUUGCAGAUGGUUGAGGCGUUGAAUGAAGAUCAACGGGAUAAGCUUGGGAGUGAAAGAGACGAGGAAGUCAAGAACGUGCAAGCACGUUCAGAAGAGUGUGCAGAUGCUGCUUCAUCUGCGCGAAAGCAGCCAUUGCCGGAGACGCCAGAGACGCCAACGUUCAGAUCCUCGCGAAACCCUGAGACUCAAACCUUAAAGCGGCCACGCCCAUCAGACGCGGAUGCCAAAGAUACGUCUUGUUCCCGUUCAUCCCCGCCUUCGUCCGCACCCACAGACGAAGAUGUCGUGGAGUGGCCGGUCACAAAACGAUUCCGUAUGAAUGAAGAUUCUUCGGCGCCUAACCUUGAGGUUAUCGAUGGCUCACAUGGCUUAAUGUCGCAGAGAUUAGCCACUCUCGCAACAUCAGAGUUAGCGCCCAUCGGCAAUGCGGAUGCUCCGACCUUACACACCCCACUGCCUGCCAAAGAGCGUUUCAUCGUCCAUACGGACACCCCCGAUGCACAGCCAGAAGCUGUGGAGGAGCCCGUUCUCCCCGAUGGCAAUGAAGCCGACAAUCAAGGAACAGAUGGCUAUAAAGGUCCGUGUGUUUGA
Punctularia strigosozonata HHB-11173 SS5 is the source of this 1512-nucleotide messenger RNA. RefSeq lists its product as uncharacterized. The transcript is spliced from 2 exons. Bases 1 to 1512 code for a protein of 503 amino acids. NCBI's taxonomy places the organism in Eukaryota, Fungi, Basidiomycota, Agaricomycetes, Corticiales, Punctulariaceae. The record is from RefSeq and is a predicted model, not a curated record.